This is a messenger RNA of Cicer arietinum (chickpea), 1247 nucleotides long. Its product is annotated as GDSL esterase/lipase At2g42990-like. The record is from RefSeq and is a predicted model, not a curated record. NCBI's taxonomy places the organism in Eukaryota, Viridiplantae, Streptophyta, Magnoliopsida, Fabales, Fabaceae. Gene Ontology annotation, molecular function: hydrolase activity, acting on ester bonds.
CAUAAAUAUGAGUUGGAGUGUCUGAUACACACAACCUCCUAUACCCUUCACUGGCGUCAUAACAACAUAUCAAUUUGGUGAAAUGAGGACAAAAUACACUCUGUUUCUGUUCUUUAUUGAACUUGUGGUUCAUUUUUCAAUAUCAAACAGUGGAAAAGUUCCAGCUAUAAUAGUGUUUGGUGACUCCUCUGUUGAUUCAGGUAACAACAAUUUCAUUCCAACCAUAGCAAAGAGCAAUUUUGAACCAUAUGGUAGAGAUUUUCCAAAUGGUAAUCCUACUGGUAGAUUCUCCAAUGGUCGUAUUCCCUCUGAUUUCAUCUCUGAAGCAUUUGGUCUUAAAUCAAUUGUUCCUGCUUACUUGGAUCCUUCUUAUGAUAUAUAUGAUUUUGCUACUGGUGUUUGUUUUGCUUCUGCUGGUACUGGCUAUGAUAAUGCUACUUCAAAUGUUGCUGAUGUAAUACCAUUAUGGAAAGAAGUUGAAUUCUACAAGGAUUACCAAAAGAAAUUAAGGGCAUGUCUUGGUGAUGAGAAAGCUAAUGAAAUAGUAAAGGAGGCUUUAUAUUUGGUUAGCAUAGGAACAAAUGAUUUUCUUGAGAAUUAUUACACACUUCCUGAUCGAAGGGCUCAAUUUACAACUGUUCAAAAGUAUGAGGAUUUUUUAAUUGGACUUGCUGAAAAUUUUCUUAGGAAAAUUUAUGACCUUGGAGCAAGGAAAAUUUCUCUGACAGGAUUACCUCCAAUGGGGUGUUUGCCACUUGAGAGAGCCUUAAAUAUUAUGGAUCUUCAUGGUUGUGUGGAUGAAUACAAUGAUGUGGCUUUGGAAUUUAAUGCAAAAUUGGGAAGGUUAGUGACAAAGUUAAACAAGAAACUCCCUGGAUUUCAAUUGGUGGAUGCAAAUGGAUAUAAUAUCUUACUUCAAAUUGUUACACAACCUUCUCAUUUUGGUUUUGAAGUUGAAACAGUGGGGUGUUGUGGAACGGGUAGAUUUGAGAUGGGUUAUUUAUGUAAUGCAAAAAGCCCAUAUACAUGCACAAAUGCAAAUAAAUAUGUAUUUUGGGAUGCUUUUCACCCAUCACAAAGAACAAGUCAGAUAAUAUCGAGUUAUUUAAUAGAAAAAUAUCUUGUCAAGUUUCUAUGAUUCAAGACAGGAGCAACAUGUCCUUCCAAUUCUUUCGCCACUCAGACUUUUUUGUUUAAUGCUCUUAGAAUAAGAUUUCACUUCGAUAUAUAGUUUAUAUUUUUGUUUA